AUGAAUCCAGUGACGAAAAUCGGCAUAGCGCUCAUCUUGACUUUAUCUUUUCUCUGCUUCGUGGAGGGAUACUCUCUGGUCCUAGGAUCUCACUGCAACAGGAAUAUACCUCUACCUCUUGAUGCUCCUGCUUGGCAUCUCCUUGCUGCUCUGGUAUGUGUCAAGUGUACACUUUUCAAUUCUACCAAGAAUUGUGUAAGCCAGCCAGGACACUGUGCAACCAAAAAAGACCAGAAGUGUCUCUUAUGGACAGUUACAUCAGGUGGAUUUCUUAGUUAUGGGAUUCAGACAUGCUGGACUCACUGUUUGAGCAGAUUUCUUGUUAGAGGACAUUUGAAAGUGGAGUUUAACUGUUGUGAUUCCAGUUCUUUGUGUAACGAACUUUAA
Grammomys surdaster is the source of this 387-nucleotide messenger RNA. Its product is annotated as secreted seminal-vesicle Ly-6 protein 1-like. Bases 1 to 387 code for a protein of 128 amino acids. NCBI's taxonomy places the organism in Eukaryota, Metazoa, Chordata, Mammalia, Rodentia, Muridae. The record is from RefSeq and is a predicted model, not a curated record. The transcript is spliced from 4 exons.